AUGUCAAAAAUAUUUUUUCCAGACGCACUGUUUUCCCUAUAUAAAGCGUCGAAAAAAAUUCCCCUACAAUUAACUUCGCUUCAUCGUUACAAAAUGUUCAAGUCAUUCGAGUUAUCCAUACUUUUGAUCAUUUUCGUAGUUAUUACAUCUAGUGUCGUGAGCACACCCAUACUAAAUAUCCGUGAUACGGAUCCAAACCAGCAGAGCGCCACAUUGGUAAAUAACAGCAUCUACUGUUCGUUUCUUCCACCAGAUUAUGGCGGUAAUAUUUCUGGUAGUGAAGAUGACGCAGUCGCAUUUUGCAAUCAAGUCCCGGAGGGACUUAAUGUUAGAAUCCUUCCCGACAACUUCAUCAAAUCGUACCAUUUCGCCACUGGGGAUGGCUAUAUCCAGGUCACUGGCACUAUUAACAGAGACGCAUACGGUUUAAGUGCAAAUGAUGAGGGUGGUCAAUACGAUGCCAAAGCCCCUAGAGGUGCAAAAUGUGUGGGAUAUAAAAACUUUGUGAAUUUGGUCGAGCCCGACGCUGAAUUGUUCUGUAUUCGCUGUUGUACUGAUACUUCCCAAUGUGAUACUGGUCACAGCACUGAUGGAUGUAAGAAAGUCAUUCCUGGAGACUACAGCUAA
This is a messenger RNA of Acaulospora morrowiae, 627 nucleotides long. The record is from the annotation of a GenBank genome assembly. NCBI's taxonomy places the organism in Eukaryota, Fungi, Glomeromycota, Glomeromycetes, Diversisporales, Acaulosporaceae.